Xenopus tropicalis (tropical clawed frog) is the source of this 1625-nucleotide messenger RNA. It is a transcript of the gene cdkl4, whose product is annotated as cyclin dependent kinase like 4. Gene Ontology annotation, biological process: MAPK cascade; regulation of cell cycle. The transcript has 10 exons. The record is from RefSeq and is a predicted model, not a curated record. Gene Ontology annotation, cellular component: cytoplasm. Bases 282 to 1310 code for a protein of 342 amino acids. Gene Ontology annotation, molecular function: protein serine/threonine kinase activity; ATP binding; transferase activity. Lineage: Eukaryota; Metazoa; Chordata; Amphibia; Anura; Pipidae.
UGUGUGUGUGUGUGUGUGUGUGUGUGGCUAUAGAGGAGGGGAGGGGCUAACUGGCAGGGCCCCGCCUCCUGUUUCCAUGGAUACCACACAAACAAACUGCCUCUGAGCUGCAGAACAGACUCCCGGCCUGUGUGGGUUGCCCCAGUGACUCCCGGCUGCUGCUGCUUUGGGCCCGUGGGCCAGUGUCCUGGUUCUGCUGUGAGACCCACAAACCCCCCGGCACGGUACAGCAAUGCAAAGAGCUUAUUGCCUGUAAGCCUGUGUCCCUGUGGCCCCCAAGAAUGGAGAAGUAUGAGAAGUUGGCCAAGAUCGGAGAGGGUUCCUACGGGGUGGUGUUUAAAUGUCGCAGCCGAGAGACUGGGCAGGUUGUGGCCAUCAAGAAGUUUGUGGAAUCAGAAGAUGAUCCGGUCAUUAAAAAGAUUGCUCUGCGGGAGAUCCGUAUGUUAAAGCAACUCAAACACAACAACCUUGUAAACUUGCUGGAGGUGUUCAGGCGGAAGCGAAAGCUGCACUUGGUGUUUGAAUACUGUGACCACACUGUGCUGAACGAGCUGGAGAAGCAUCCAAAUGGGGUUCCUGAUUCCAUGACCAAGAACAUCAUGUGGCAGAUCCUUCAGGCUGUUAACUUCUGCCAUAAGAACAAUUGUAUCCACCGAGACGUCAAACCCGAGAAUAUUCUCCUCACAAAGCAAGGAGUCAUCAAGUUGUGCGACUUCGGAUUCGCCCGAAUUCUCACCCGGCCCGGGGAUGAUUACACAGACUAUGUGGCUACUCGCUGGUACAGAGCCCCCGAACUCCUGGUCGGAGACACCCAGUACGGAUCGGCUGUCGACGUGUGGGCCGUGGGCUGUGUCUUUGCCGAACUUCUUUCAGGGCAACCCCUGUGGCCAGGAAAAUCUGACAUGGACCAGCUGCACUGCAUCAUCAGGACCCUGGGGAAAUUGAUCCCAAGACAUCAGUUCAUUUUCCAUAGCAACCAGUUCUUUCACGGCGCCAGCAUUCCUGAGCCCGACCCGGCAGAUCUGGAAACACUGGAGGAAAAGUUCCCCAACAUUCCACCUGUUGCUCUCACUUUCAUGAAGGGCUGCCUGCGUAUGAAUCCAGACGAUAGAUACAAAUGUGAGCAUCUCCUAGAAAGCUUGUACUUUAACCCCGCCCGCGAGGAACCCGAGAAACGGAAACCCAAGGGCCGGAGGCGACUUCAGCAGGGUCAGCUCUUGCCCCAACUCCCGGGCAAUGGGAUGUCUCCUGCCCCAGAAGGGAAGAACAAGCCGCGAGCCACAAAGUUUGAUCAUUUCCCCAACAUUUAAAGGGCCGGCACACAGAGUGGGACUGGCACACAGAGCGGGACUGGCACACAGAGUGGGACUGGCACACCGAGCGGGACUGGCACACAGAGCGGGACUGGCACACAGAGCGGGACUGGCACACAGAGCGGGACUGGCACACAGAGCGGGACUGGCACACAGAAACUGCUGCCAAAAACUCCCAUUUGGGGGCAUUUUUUCUGCUACCGGACAUCGCGCCCCCCCACUUUGGAAGACAUUUUAGAACUUCCCUGAAACUGACUUUGAUGAGAGUCUGGGGGGACCUGUAUAUACAAACCCAUAAAUGGAUUAACCCUC